Messenger RNA from Verticillium alfalfae VaMs.102, 504 nucleotides. RefSeq lists its product with no specific name. The record is from RefSeq and is a predicted model, not a curated record. Bases 1 to 504 code for a protein of 167 amino acids. The transcript has a single exon. Lineage: Eukaryota; Fungi; Ascomycota; Sordariomycetes; Glomerellales; Plectosphaerellaceae.
AUGUUCUUGGGCCAGGCUCGGCCGCAAGGUUCCUCGGGGGGGGCAGCGGGAAAAGGGUACAAGGCCAUGGCCCACUUCCCGCUCGGCGAAGACGGGCCAGGCGUAGUGGCUGAUGCGGGCGCUGGCGGCGGGCUCGCUGACGCGCGGCAGGCCGACGCCGGGCUUGACGGCGAGGCGCGCGAGGGCGAGGACGACGCGGGCGAAGACGUAGACGACAAUCUGCUGGUUAACGCUGGGGAUGCGGCCGGAGCGGGCGCCGCGGCCGCCGAAGACGAGGUAGCCGCCGAGGGCGCCGGCGAGGAGCGCGUCGUGGGGGCCCUCCUUGCCCGGCGUCGGGCCGUAGUGCUUGAGGAGGAGCAUGGUGAGCUUGUAGAUGGUGGCGAACUUGGCGAGGUUGCGGGGCGUGGGGUGCGCGUGGCGCGGAACACGAGGCCCGGCCUUCUCGCGGAGGGUCCGGAGCGGAAGAGGAAGAUCAUGGCUGUCCGGAGGCACACGGACGUUUAG